GCCACCACCCCCUCCCAUCCUGUUCUCUUUCUGGCCCGGUCGGUUCCACGAGCGCCCGGCAGAGACUGAGGGAGAGAGAGAGAAAGAGGAGGGGAGGAGGAGGAGGAGGAUUCAGGGAGUAGGAGCUGGGGAGCCCUUCUGCGCCACAGAAAAUUUUCAAAGACUUGGUGAAGAUAGGAAAACCAUCAGAAAGGCUGGAGUACUGUUAUACUGUAUUUGCUGUUUUUCCAGAAGCUCAGUUGAGGGAGAACUCAGCCGAUCUCUAUUUCUUGAUUUAUUUCCUGUUUGCCAACCGAGACUUGUAUUUGGAGAACUCUGUUGUACCAAGCCUGAAGUCAUCUUUGACCCAUAAGAAGAGCAGCAUGCAUUUUCAAUUGUCAAAUAGAUUUGUGGAUCAGUAAACUUCUCCUGAAAGGUAGUCACUUUUGGUGUCAUUGUCCAGUUCUCACAAUGUAUCAUUCCUUAUCUGAAACGAGACAUCCUCUGCAGCCAGAAGAACAAGAAGUGGGCAUUGACCCCUUAUCUAUUUACUCAAACAAGACUGGAGGAGAUUCAAAUAAAAAUGGAAGAAGAACAAGUUCUACUUUAGAUUCUGAUGGGACUUUUAAUUCCUAUAGGAAAGAAUGGGAAGAACUAUUUGUAAACAACAAUUACUUGGCAACAAUAAGGCAGAAGGGGAUUAAUGGGCAGCUGAGAAGCAGCAGGUUCCGCAGCAUUUGCUGGAAGCUAUUUCUUUGUGUUCUUCCUCAAGAUAAAAGCCAGUGGAUAAGUAGAAUUAAAGAAUUAAGAGCAUGGUAUAGCAACAUUAAAGAGAUACACAUCACAAACCCGAGGAAGGUUGUUGGCCAGCAAGACUUGAUGAUCAAUAAUCCCCUUUCACAAGAUGAAGGGAGUCUUUGGAACAAAUUCUUCCAGGAUAAAGAACUUCGAUCAAUGAUUGAACAAGAUGUCAAAAGAACGUUUCCUGAAAUGCAGUUUUUCCAACAAGAAAAUGUGAGAAAAAUUCUUACAGAUGUUCUUUUCUGUUAUGCUAGAGAAAACGAGCAGUUGCUUUAUAAACAGGGCAUGCAUGAGCUGUUAGCACCUAUAAUCUUUAUUCUCCACUGUGACCACCAAGCUUUUCUUCAUGCCAGUGAGUCUGCACAACCAAGUGAGGAAAUGAAAAUUCUCUUGAACCCUGAGUAUCUGGAACAUGAUGCCUAUGCCAUGUUCUCACAACUUAUGGAAACUGCUGAACCUUGGUUUUCUACUUUCGAGCAUGAGGGUCAAAAGGGGAAAGAAACAGUGAUGACUCCCAUCCCCUUUGCUAGACCUCAGGAUUUAGGGCCAACAAUUGCUAUUGUUACUAAAGUCAACCAGAUCCAGGAUCACCUGCUGAAGAAGCAUGAUAUUGAGCUUUACAUGCACUUGAACAGACUAGAAAUUGCACCACAGAUAUAUGGGUUACGUUGGGUGCGACUGCUCUUCGGACGAGAGUUCCCCCUGCAGGAUCUUCUGGUCGUCUGGGAUGCCUUGUUUGCAGAUGGCCUGAGCCUGAGUUUAGUUGAUUAUAUCUUCAUAGCCAUGUUGCUCUACAUCCGAGAUGCUUUGAUCUCUAGUAACUACCAGACCUGUCUUGGCCUUCUGAUGCAUUUCCCCCCAAUCGGGGAUGUACACUCACUGAUUCUUAAGGCUCUGUUUCUUCGAGAUCCAAAGAGAAAUCCAAGACCAGUGACUUAUCAAUUCCAUCCAAAUUUAGACUAUUACAAAGCACGGGGAGCAGACCUCAUGAAUAAAAGCCGGACCAAUGCCAAAGGCACUCCCCUGAAUAUAAAUAAGGUCUCUAAUAGCCUGAUUAAUUUUGGAAGAAAGCUGAUUUCUCCGGCGAUGGCCCCAGGCAGUGCUGGUGGCCCUGCACCUGGGGGCGGUAGUGGCAGCUCCUCCACUCCUGUGAUUCCCCCUAGGACCUUAACAGAGGCCCCCAGGCAUCAUUUGCAGCAGCAGCAGCAGCAGCAGCAGAGGCUGAUGAAAUCAGAAAGUAUGCCAGUGCAAUUGAACAAAGGACAAAGUUCUAAAAACAUCAGUUCAUCUCCAAGCAUUGAGAGUUUGCCUGGAGGAAGAGAAUUCACUGGCUCCCCACCUUCAUCUGCUACUAAAAAGGAUUCCUUUUUUAGCAACAUCUCCCGUUCCCGCUCACACAGCAAAACUAUGGGCAAAAAAGAAUCUGAAGAAGAAUUAGAAGCCCAAAUUUCCUUCCUUCAGGGACAGUUGAAUGACCUGGAUGCCAUGUGCAAAUACUGUGCGAAGGUGAUGGACACUCAUCUUGUGAACAUUCAAGAUGUAAUUUUACAAGAAAAUUUGGAAAAAGAAGAUCAAAUUCUGGUUUCCCUGGCAGGAUUAAAACAGAUCAAAGACAUUCUGAAAGGUUCUCUGCGUUUCAACCAGAGCCAGCUGGAAGCGGAGGAGAACGAGCAGAUCACCAUCUCAGACGACCACUACUGCUCCAGCGGCCAGGGCCACGGCCAGGGCCAGGGUGACCAAAUGCCUGGGGCCGCCAAGCAGGCCUCUUCAGAAGUGCCAGGGUGCGCAGACAGAGGGAGCUCAGAUGACUUCAUCCUGGUUUCCAAAGAAGACGAGGGAGGCAGCGCCAGGGCAUCCUUCUCGGGCCAGGCCCAGCCUCUUCGCACCCUCAGAAGCACAUCUGGGAAAAGCGAGGCCCUGGCCCGCUCCCCCCUGGUGUUCUCCGACCCACUGAUGGGCCCAGCCUCCGCUUCCUCCAGCAAUCCGAGCUCCAGCCCCGACGACGACAGCAGCAGCCACAGCAAGGACUCUGGCUUCACUAUCGUGAGCCCCCUGGACAUCUAACCACCGUGCCCCAGGCCUGCCUCACGGGGACCCCGCCAUCUGCCUCAGCAGCCCCAAGGCCAGGCUGAGGCUCCCCCAGUGGAGACCCCUCUGAAACCAACACUUCUUCCCCAGCAUGCAUGUGACAUUGGUGCAGCCCACUGGAACCCUUUAGAGGGAAGCAAAUCGGGCCCCAGAGCUCACAGACUGAUGUUCACCUGCAGACGCGGCUUUCGGGGCCCAACCCAGCCCCGCCCACCGUGCCUGCGGUAGAGCCAGGUUGAGUACCCAGUGUCACACUCACCGUCGAGAAGGACCAAACCACAAAGUAGAAUCACUUUCCCUCUGUCCUCUCCUCCCCACCUAAAUAGGUGCAGCAACUCCAUGACUUAUAUCUAGAGGAAGGAAGAAGAGUUGGUUUCAAAUCUUCCCUCCCUCAGAAGAUCGGGCAGAGGAAAAGAGAUAUCAGGAAAGCUGCUCUGUGGAAAUCCCUCUCUCAGCCUGUUCCCUUCCUCUCUUGGGAAGCCAUACGGCAGAGCCAAGUGCAACAGAAUGGACUAGAACUAGUGGAUUCCAGGGCUGGAAAGAACCCAUUACUGGCCUCAGAAAGUUACAGUGAUCUUCAGAAACAGGGUCUAAACUUAGGAUCGUAUUUUGGUGUGAUGUGGUUUAGAUCGUUUCAUUUGCUAAAGAGUCCAUUUCCAAACCUCAGGCCAGAUGGACUGUGGUCACUGCUGUCCCUCCUUAAACAAUUGCAUUGCACCUUUUAGAAGCUUUCACAGCCAGAAAACAGGUCACUUUAAGCCAAUCUUUGCUGCACUGAUUUCAAAAGUUGUAAGAAUGUUACUUCCUUGAACUGGAAAUUAUGACCCUGACUUUGUGGGAUAAACACCUUUCAGACAGUCGAUUUUGGGAAAGUUUCUGUAGUUUUGGGGCUGUAUUCACCUGUCAACUUAGAAGUAAAGGGAAAAGCCCAAGCUCAUUCCCAUCCAGAGUCAGGAUCUCCCAUUGGCCUUAAGGUAACAGCAACCGGGAAUUAGACCUGGAGUCCCUCCUGGGGAGCAGGGCUUCCUAGAGAACAUUCCGGGUGCCAGGAGGAUGCAGGAUUUCUGCACAGCCCUUCCCUUGCUGGGAGCCAAGUGUAGGAGCAACAGGCCUGGGCCCCAUCGUGCGUCCUAGGCGCCAUGCCAGGGCAGGCCCAGGUCUGAUGUGCCAGUGUCGUCCUGCGUUCCAGUACACAAUAGGGGUGUCCCCUUGUCACUUGUAACUUAGGGAACCGUCAUGAACAUGGAGCGUUGCCUGAGCUGUUUCUCUCCUUAGGAGAAGAGCCCUGAAAAGGACACUUUUCCUCUCCUUUGCCUGAGCAGGAAUUCUAACAGGAGAGACACGGUACCCACUUCACCUCAUCAGGGAGCAGGCUCCCUCUCCCUGGGCUGCCGGGUUCUUUGGGCUUCUCCUCGGAGGGCGGCGAGGGCUUUGGGCGGUGGAAGCUUUUGUGGCAACAAGUGGAAAGCUAAGUAUGAAGGAACAGACACUGUUUACGUCCCUCCCAGUGCUAACCAUGUAUUUUUCUAUAGACAAAUGUGGUCACGACAUGAUUUCCCACUUGCUCUCCAGGAUGACUCGAGACUCAGCUACUGCAGGGAGGGUUCUAAUGAGCUCUGCAGUUUGUUCUUGAACUCUAGCAGGGAAAUCUCCUCCUGACACAUCAGCAUGUAAGCUGAGUAACAGUCACUCUGGUUUUGCUCAGAUGACGGGGUUGGUUGGCUUUCCACAAUUAUUGAGAGAGACACUGAUUAGUUCUCUGGCUCUGACUCUGAGCUCAGCACCCUCUGGGCAGGGGAGUUGCUGAGUAAGUUGCUGCCGAGUAUAUGUCCCCUUGAUGACACUUCCUAGGCUCCCAAGGUUCCCAUAAAGUGAGUGGCCUUGCAGCUGCACAGGGGUAGCCAUUACUUUCUCUCAAAGGACCUGGCCUGGGAAGGUGCUGGUGUUUCCGUUCUAAAGUAAGAAGUGUGGACCUGUCCUUGCUGGGGCUCCAGGACAGAGACUGGAAAGGGCCAUGAGCUGACGGUCCCCUGGCUGCUGGGCCACAGUCAUCUGCUCACUUUCAGCAUUUCCUUGGCCCUGAGAGCUAGAGUCUAUGAAAGCCAAGUGUCACCGGCCACACAGCCCAGACACGCACCACACCAGCCAGGCGCCAGGCUCGUUCCCUCAGUUGGCUGAGUGUUUAACGGUCACAGAAAACUCCCAGCCCUGCACGCACGUGCGGGUGCGGCCUCCAUGCUGUGCUUCCGUGUUGGGGCCACGUGCGGAGCAGGGAGGUCACUCAGAGGGUGGCCCCCGACAAGCCGUUCCCUCCUCGGAGGAAAGAAACACACGAGUGGAGUGGGGUGCGGGCAAUGCCACCCUCAAAUUCCCAAAGGUUCAUGAGGUUCAAGAAUUGUGUUACUGUCUUAUCUUUUUUAAGUGACUUGUUUUUAUUCUUCAUAGUGGAGCAUUGUUUGCAUUUUUCUUAGUUACAGUGCUAUCAAAGAAUAUAUGUUCCUUCCUUUUUUAUUAUUUUAUCAGGUACUUGUGUUUAAUUGCAUAUUUUUUAAAUCCUGAAUAUAUGAAACCUUUUUAUUUUCGUUAGCAAAUGUGGUAAUCAGUGGAACCCUCUCAUGUUUUGAUUAUUGCAGUUAAAUAUAUUUUAUAUACAUAAAGCUUAGAUUAAUUCUCAUUGUCAUCUGCUUUUUUAUACAUGUCCCUGUGUUUCAUGCAUUCCUCUCUGAUCAGUUUGGAAAUUUAGGUUAAAAUUUAUCUCUGUACAUUACAUAUGGGAGUUACAGAGGAGAGAAUGAAAGUCACUGUGACUUUGCCUUACUUAGUCUGUAUGCCAGGGGGUCAUAUGACACUUUCAGCAUUUCCCUGUGCUGGCUUACUCUUCCAGAGAUGACCUCCUGCUGAUGCUCACUGCAAUCUGGGAAGAAAUGCUAUCGCUGCAGAGUGGACAGGACCAUGGGGAAGCCACGCCCCUGCACUGGCCUUAGCGCCUGACGAGCGCAGUCUCGCUUCAGUCACUGGGGGUUGAUGGCCUGCCAUUAGUGAGAACGUUGCUCUGCUGUGUCGGAGACAACAAACAAAUACAGAACUGUGUGACAGUUAUGUUGUCUCCUAAGGAUUACCUGCCAGAGCUGACGCCAAUUUAUCAUUUUUCUUUUAUGGUUUCUUUAAGCAGCUGCCCCCAGGGGUCAUUACAGAACAAGAGUGUGUAUGGAGGACUUACAUCCCCGCGCUCUGAGUGGCUGUCCUGUGGAGCCCACGGCCAUCCCAGCCCUCCUGCCCUGCAGAUGCACACCUGGCCCCUGCGCCCCGGGUGUCCAGUGCAAGGGCGCAGGGGGUCGGGGGGUAGGAUGAGUUGCAGACAGCAGCUGGCCAGCCAGGCUUCCUGCUCAUGGGCCCAAACUGCUUCCUCAGUGUUACUUUCAAAAGCUCUCUUUUUAUAGUGUUGAAAGAAAUAUAAAGUUCCUGUGAGCAGGCUUGAGACCACUUUGAUGUAAAAGUUGUCAUAAUCAUCUUCUCACAGUGGCACAGUUCAUUUGAUUUACCAGAUACUCCGUUGUGCCAUGUAUCUCCUGUUGCUUUUUUCUCAUUAUCUUUAUGCUGUAACUCAUAUUGAUUUAAGAAAUGACUUAUCCUUUUGGCAAAGUGAUCCCAUUCAAUAUGGUUAUAAUAAAAGACUAAUGUCAAACUGA
Equus quagga is the source of this 6557-nucleotide messenger RNA. It is a transcript of the gene TBC1D5, whose product is annotated as TBC1 domain family member 5. Gene Ontology annotation, biological process: activation of GTPase activity. The transcript has 23 exons. The coding region runs from base 451 to 2844 and encodes 797 amino acids. Gene Ontology annotation, molecular function: GTPase activator activity. NCBI's taxonomy places the organism in Eukaryota, Metazoa, Chordata, Mammalia, Perissodactyla, Equidae. The record is from RefSeq and is a predicted model, not a curated record.